Strongyloides ratti is the source of this 546-nucleotide messenger RNA. Its product is annotated as 60S ribosome subunit biogenesis protein NIP7 homolog. The record is from RefSeq and is a predicted model, not a curated record. Gene Ontology annotation, cellular component: nucleus; preribosome, large subunit precursor; nucleolus. The transcript has 2 exons. NCBI's taxonomy places the organism in Eukaryota, Metazoa, Nematoda, Chromadorea, Rhabditida, Strongyloididae. Gene Ontology annotation, biological process: ribosome assembly; ribosomal large subunit biogenesis. Gene Ontology annotation, molecular function: RNA binding. Bases 1 to 546 code for a protein of 181 amino acids.
AUGCGUCCAUUAACAGAACAAGAAGGAAUUUUAGUAUUUUCAAGAUUGAAAAAAUACAUUGGUGAAAGUUUAGCAAAUUUACUGGAACGUGAAGAUGGAAAAUAUGUCUUUAGAUACCACAAUAAUCGCGUUUUUUAUGCUACCGAUGUACUUAUGAAAGCAGCAAUGAAUAUUGAACGUAAACAAGUUUUGUCAUUUGGUACAUGUGUUGGAAAAUUUACAGGAUCUGGGAAAUUCUAUUUAAAGAUUACAGCUUUAAAUAUAAUUGCUCCAUUAGCUAAGCAUAAAGUUUGGUUAAAGGAUAAAUCUGACAUUCAAUUUACUAUGGGAAAUAAUGUUCUUAAAAGUCACAUUACAAGAAUGACUGAUGGUAUUGAAGUAAAUGAUGGAGUUGUUGUAUUUUCACGUGAUAAUAUUCCAUUAGGUUUUGGUAUUUGCCAAAAAAGUACCACUGCUGCAAGAGAUGCACCACCAACAUCAUUAAUUGUUUUACGAUAUGCUGAUAUAGGUGAAUAUAUUCGUUGUGAAAAUGAGAUUAUCCAAUAA